Molecule: messenger RNA, 1542 nt
Organism: Hevea brasiliensis (rubber tree)
Lineage: Eukaryota; Viridiplantae; Streptophyta; Magnoliopsida; Malpighiales; Euphorbiaceae
Product: cell division protein FtsY homolog, chloroplastic
Exons: 12
Coding region: 32-1123 (363 amino acids)
Biological process (GO): SRP-dependent cotranslational protein targeting to membrane
Cellular component (GO): membrane
Molecular function (GO): GTP binding; ATP hydrolysis activity; GTPase activity
Source: RefSeq, a predicted model, not a curated record
GCCUGUGUUUGUGUGUGUUCAGAGCUAAGACAUGGCUACUCCAGCUCAUCUCUCACUCCUCUUCUCCAAACCUUCACCUCCACAUCGAGUCCUUGCCUUCCCUAAAACCGGCUCCAAUCCCCACAAAAAAGCACGGUUCAAAUGCCUGGCUAGCCAGAGCGGGUUCUUCACACGACUUGGCAGGUUGAUAAAAGAGAAGGCCAAAAGCGACGUGGAGAAAAUCUUCUCAGGAUUCUCUAAAACCAGAGACAACCUAGCCGUUAUUGACGAACUCCUCCUCUAUUGGAACCUCGCCGAGACCGACCGAGUCCUCGACGAACUCGAGGAGGUACUAUUAGUAUCUGAUUUUGGGCCAAGAAUCACUAUUAAGAUUGUGGAGAGCUUGAGGGAGGAUAUACUAGCUGGGAAGCUCAAAUCAGGCAGCGAAAUUAAGGAUACUUUGAAGAGGAUUGUACUUGAUUUGUUAAUUAAGAAAGGAAAUAAGGUUGAUCUUCAGCUUGGAUUCAGGAAGCCGGCUGUUGUUAUGAUAGUUGGCGUCAAUGGAGGUGGGAAGACAACGUCUCUUGGAAAGCUGGCAUAUAGAUUGAAGAAUGAGGGGGCAAAGAUAUUAAUGGCAGCAGGUGAUACAUUUAGGGCAGCUGCCAGUGAUCAGCUGGAGAUAUGGGCUGAAAGAACCGGAUGUGAUAUUGUUGUGGCUGAAAAGGAGAAGGCCAAAGCAUCAUCAGUUCUUUCACAGGCUGUGAAAAGAGGGAAAGAACAAGGCUUUGAUGUUGUUUUGUGUGACACAUCAGGACGUCUUCACACUAACUACAGCCUGAUGGAGGAGUUGAUAGCAUGUAAGAAAGCUGUUGGCAAAGUUGUUCCUGGUGCACCUAAUGAGAUCCUUCUAGUGCUAGAUGGGAACACUGGUUUGAAUAUGCUUCCACAAGCAAGAGAGUUUAAUGAAGUGGUUGGAAUAACUGGUUUGAUUUUGACUAAACUUGAUGGUUCUGCUAGAGGUGGCUGUGUGGUCAGUGUUGUAGAUGAGCUUGGCAUCCCUGUAAAGUUUGUAGGUGUUGGAGAAGGUGUUGAAGAUCUGCAACCCUUUGACGCUGAGGCCUUUGUUAAUGCUGUAUUUUCAUGAGGUCUUAAAUGUGGCAAUAUACAUGACAAUGAAUCAGGUGACAAUUGAUCCGGUGAUCAUUCCUAAAGUGGACCUUCUUUUGCCUUCUGUUUUGUGGAGCAAUUAGUCUUGCUAGCUGCUGAAAGUUCUCGGCUAAACGAUCAGACAUGACAAUGAGAUGUGGAAGCUUAAAGACAUUUUCACGAGGCAGACAACUGAGGUUGCGGAUCCCUUAAUUGGUUUCGGUUGCAUGUAUGAUGCUGUUGUUUAGAUCCCAUAUGCUAUUCUUCCAUUUUCACCAGACAGAUUAGACCGUUAAACUUGAAAACAAAUGUUCCUUAUUCACUUGAUUGAAGGCUUUUCAGAUGUGAUCUCAGUUAAAAUGAUAUUCUUGAAAUUUAAGCUUAUGGCAUGUUUUAUGAAAAUGCUAAAUCAACUAA